Molecule: messenger RNA, 645 nt
Organism: Rubroshorea leprosula
Lineage: Eukaryota; Viridiplantae; Streptophyta; Magnoliopsida; Malvales; Dipterocarpaceae
Source: the annotation of a GenBank genome assembly
UUAUCAGACAAUACACAAGCCAUAUGCAGAGAAUUGAGAGCGGUAGUCCAACAUCGAUAUUCAGCCCAAGUGAUGAUCCAACCCCCGGGAGAGAAUUUGUAUUGCACACUACUUUUGUAUUGCUACGAUGCAUUCAAGGAAAUUAUUUUCUCAGUCCAACUUUCAGGUUGGUCACUGAUAUUCCAGCAACCACAGGGGCAAGCUUUGGACAAGAAGUAGGGCGCUAUGAAAGUCCAGUCCAUCUGUGGACUGUGGGGAUUCAUCAUUUCUUGUUCAUGUUGCUUCGUCAGCUGGGAAGGCAGAUAUUAUAUGAGUGUCAGUACUUGAAGAUUAAUGGAUGCAGGAAGGAUAAUGAAGUAUGAAAAUUGGUCUGUGGGGAUUCAUCAUUUCUUGUUCAUGUUGCUUCGUCAGCUGGGAAAGCAGAUAUUAUAUGAGUGUUUGUCGGAAUUGUUCUAGAUGAACAUGCUACCAAAGCUGCAGUUUGAAUUAGUUUAUUUUCAAAUUGAUUACUGUUUUCUGUGUUUUUUAAUUUAUGGCAGUUUAUUUAAAAGUUUGUUUGUAUUAGAUAAGUGUUGAGGUAGUUUUUGUAACCACCCUUAUCUGUGUACUUAAGUUUAUUUAGCAGAAUGAAAAUUCAGAGUGGCU